This is a messenger RNA of Micromonas pusilla CCMP1545, 801 nucleotides long. RefSeq lists its product as uncharacterized. NCBI's taxonomy places the organism in Eukaryota, Viridiplantae, Chlorophyta, Mamiellophyceae, Mamiellales, Mamiellaceae. The transcript has a single exon. The coding region runs from base 1 to 801 and encodes 266 amino acids. The record is from RefSeq and is a predicted model, not a curated record.
AUGCGGGAGGUUCUGCGCGCCGCGUGCGCCGCGGGCGAAUGGCCGCCGUCCGGCCCCCUCAUGUAUAUGUCCGGCAGGCAAAAGUGCAAGCACUGCGAGAAGCGGUUCAGUAACCUGUGGGUCACGAACGCGUCGUGCUUCGAGUGCGAGACGCGGAAGCGCGACGCCGGGGAGUGCCCCGUGAGCGCGCGGGGGAAGUGUCCGAAGAGGGCGUUUUGUCCGCACGAGAAGAAGUGCAUCGCGUGCGAGCGCGCGUCGUGCGAAGCGUGCGGGAUAACCUGCGGCGACGGCGACGACGUCGCGUCGUUGAUCGAGUCCACGCGCGCGCGGUGCGUGUUUUUGGACUUCGACCGGACGUUAUGCAGCACGAAGACCGGGGCGUCGCCGCUGCACGGGAGAGGGCACUCGUUGGACGCCGAUCUCGCGGGCGUCGCGGCGUCGCAUCCGUCGGUGCACGUCGUGACUCGGAAUUCGCACGUGGAAGACAUCCGCGCGUUUCUGACGCGCGAGGGCGUGCCGCGCGGCGUGCGGGUGCACAACGUCGGGAGGGGCGUCAGCAAAGGACGCGUCAUUCGAGAGAUCAUAGACGCGUUUGAAAAAGAAAAGGAGCGAGGAGACUCCGGCAGCGGCGGCGAUUGCGAUUGCGGAUUGGCGAUUGCGGAUUGCGGCGGCGAUCGCGGCGGCGAUUGCGGCGAGAGACGCUACGUCUUCGCCGACGAUAGCGUCGUGGAGCUUCUCGACGCGGACGUCGCGAGCGUCGAGGGGCUCGUUCGAGUGCUCUUCAGCCGCGCGCUGGCGUGA